AUGUCUUCACCUGCCUCCUUCUCCUUUGACUCCAUGUCCUCUAGGUCGUCAUACUCCCCCAACCUGGUCAAGUUCACCAACUGCGUGCUGGUUGACGACGGACAGGAGUAUGUGCAGGACCUGUGGGUCGACCUGGACCUCGGCCAGAUUGUCGCUCCCGAUGAGCAGCAAUCUCCCCGAGUCAUUGACCUGGACGGCUGCUAUCUGUCGCCUGGUUUCAUCGACUUGCAAAUCAACGGAGCCUUCGGCUUCGACUUCUCCAAGAUCCCCGAGAGCUCCGAGGAAUACAAGGCCGGCAUUCUGGAGAUGGAAAAGACGCUUCUGAUGACCGGAACCACCGCCUACUGCCCAACUCUGCCUUCCACCUACGCCAACGUCUACAAGCACGUUCUUCCUCUGCUGGCCCCCAACACCUCCCAGGGUGCCGACAACAUUGGUAUUCACGUCGAGGGCCCCUUCAUCUCGCCCCAGAAGCCCGGCUGCCACCCCCAGGAUGCCCUGCAGACCCCCCAGUCGGUCGAACACAUGUACGAGACUUACGGUUCCAGGGAGAACCUCCAGAACGUCCGUGUCAUCACACUGGCACCCGAGCUGCCCAACAUGCAGCAGUGCAUCCCUAAGCUGAAGCAGGAGAACCCCCAUCUGACCAUCUCCAUCGGCCACACAACCUGCUCUUAUGCCCAUGCCAAGGAAGCCGCCCAGGGAGGAGCCUCCAUGAUCACCCAUCUCUACAACGCCAUGCUGCAACCCCACCACCGAGAAGCCGGUCUGUUUGGUCUUAUCAAGACCCACGAGUGCCAGCAGCCCUCGUACGGACUGGUGGUCGACGGCAUCCACGUGCAUCCCUCCUACGUGGCUAUUGCCUACCACACCAACCCCGAAAAGUGUUUCUUGGUCACCGAUGCCAUGUUUGCCAUGGGUCUGGAAAAUGGAAUCCACCCCUGGGGCAACCAGGAGAUUGAGAAGCGGGGUGGCAUCCUUACUCUCAAGGGCACCAAGACCAUUGCCGGGGCUGCCACCACCCUUGACGAGUGUAUUCGAAACCUCGUGCACUGGGCCCAGAUUCCUCUGGCCAAGGCUCUUCAGACCGUCACUGCCAACCCUGCCCGGGCCAUUGGCGUCACCCACAAGGGCUACCUGCGACCUGGCUGCGACGCUGACCUGGUUGUGCUCAACGCUGCUGGAGAGAUCCAGUCCGUCUUCAAGGGCGGUUACCAGGCCAAGUAG
Yarrowia lipolytica CLIB122 is the source of this 1227-nucleotide messenger RNA. RefSeq lists its product as uncharacterized. Gene Ontology annotation, molecular function: N-acetylglucosamine-6-phosphate deacetylase activity. Gene Ontology annotation, biological process: N-acetylglucosamine catabolic process. Lineage: Eukaryota; Fungi; Ascomycota; Dipodascomycetes; Dipodascales. The record is from RefSeq and is a predicted model, not a curated record.